CAAAACUAAAAUUAUUACUGUGGUACUUGUUUCUCGUCCUCGUCGUUGCUCUCGUUGUUGUUGGUGCUGUUCUUGUUGUCGUCGUCGUCGUUGUUCUUCUUCCCGCUCCUGCGGCGCUGCUGCUGCGAUUCUCCUCUUCCUUUUCCUCCUGCUCCUCACUCAUUUCCUCAUCUCAUCUCGUUCUCCCUUCCCCCUCCACCCCCUUCGCCACAACCCUCUCCGCCGCCAUCUUCCCGCCCAAGACAGUUCCUGUCUGGACGCUUCAGUCCAAUGCUUGUUGUAGCUUGAAUGGCCGUCUCCGUCCGCCACCAGCAACCACAUCAUGUCGACUGAUGCCUUCUAUCCGUCGCUGGGCCAGUGCGCCAUCGUCGCAACCGCGUUCAAGGUUCUCCUCUUCCCGGCUUACAAGUCCACCGAUUUCGAAGUCCACCGCAACUGGCUGGCUCUAACAUAUUCGCUGCCCGUCAAACAGUGGUACUACGAGAAAACAUCGGAAUGGACGCUCGACUACCCUCCAUUCUUCGCCUACUUCGAGUGGCUCCUGUCCCAAGUGGCCCAAUUCGCUGACCCGCUCAUGCUCAGCGUGCAAAACCUGGGCUACGACAGCUGGCAGACAGUCUACUUCCAGCGAGCCACGGUCAUCGUCAGUGAGCUAGUCCUGCUGUAUGCCCUGCACCGCUACGUGCGCUCCUCCGGCGCGAAGAAGGCGGCUAACGCCGCCGCUCUGGCCAUCUUCCUGUCACCCGGCCUGCUGAUCAUCGACCAUAUCCACUUCCAGUACAACGGCUCCAUGUACGGCGUCCUCAUCCUGUCCAUCGUACUCGCCCGCGAGAGAAAGCUGUUAUCAAGCGGGCUGCUGUUCGCCGCCCUCUUGUGCAUGAAGCACAUCUAUUUGUACCUGGCGCCCGCCUACUUUGUGUUCCUUCUGCGGGCGUACUGUCUGGCUCCUCGCUCCCUCCUCCGCAUCCAGUUCCUCAACUGCGUCAGGCUCGGCGUCGGCAUCGUCGGCAUCUUCGCCCUCGCCUUCGGCCCCUUUGCGGUGUGGGGCCAGAUCCCUCAGCUACUCUCCAGACUGUUCCCAUUCUCCCGCGGCCUAUGCCACGCGUACUGGGCGCCAAACAUCUGGGCCAUGUAUUCCUUCGCCGACCGCGUGCUCAUCUACCUCGCUCCCUACCUUAAGCUUCCCAUCAGUCGCGAGGCGCUGACCAGUGGCACCCGUGGUCUCAUCGGCGACACGGCCUUUGCUGUCCUGCCCGAGAUCACGCCGCGACAGACCUUCUUGCUCACCAUCGCCGCGCAGCUGCCCGCCCUGGCCAAGCUCUUCUUCUCACCCACCUACCAUACCUUCCUCGGCGCCCUCACCCUGACCGCGUACGCCUCCUUCCUGUUCGGCUGGCACGUCCACGAGAAAGCUAUCCUGCUGAUCAUCAUCCCCUUCCUUCUCCAUUGCCUGAACGACAGACGCCACCUCGGCGCCUUUCGACCCCUCGCCGUCGCAGGCCAUGUCUCUCUCUUUCCUCUACUCUUCACUACCCAGGAGUUCCCGGUGAAGACGGUCUACACCAUCCUCUGGCUCGUCGUGUUCCUCACCGCCUUCGACAGACUGGCCCCCGCCGCCUCCCACCGCAGGUUCUUCCUCCUCGACCGCUUCAGCUUGCUGUACAUCGCCGUCGCCAUCCCCCUCAUCGUGUACUGCUCCCUCGUCCAUGGCCUGCUGUUCAGGCACAGGUACGAGUUCUUGCCUCUUAUGUUCAUUUCAUCUUACUCGGCGUUGGGCGUCUUUGCCAGCUGGGUCGGCUACAUGGUCGUGUACUUCUCCGAAUAGACGCAUCAUGCAUCCAUGACUGGGUGAGAGAUGGUGGAAAAUAAAAAAGAAAUUUGAGGCUCUCACUGCACAGCGCACGCUUGCCAUGUGCAAAACUUUCCGCUAAGCUUCCCCGUUGCAUCAGGGUUCCAAACUUUCAUUUCCGUGC
Messenger RNA from Verruconis gallopava, 1973 nucleotides. Its product is annotated as dolichyl pyrophosphate Glc1Man9GlcNAc2 alpha-1,3-glucosyltransferase. Gene Ontology annotation, cellular component: endoplasmic reticulum membrane. Gene Ontology annotation, molecular function: dolichyl pyrophosphate Glc1Man9GlcNAc2 alpha-1,3-glucosyltransferase activity. The transcript is spliced from 3 exons. The coding region runs from base 323 to 1825 and encodes 500 amino acids. Gene Ontology annotation, biological process: protein N-linked glycosylation. The record is from RefSeq and is a predicted model, not a curated record. NCBI's taxonomy places the organism in Eukaryota, Fungi, Ascomycota, Dothideomycetes, Venturiales, Sympoventuriaceae.